AUGCGCGUACUAUGUCUUCACGGCAUGGGCACGAAUGCCAACAUUUUCCAGGCUCAGACUGCUGCAUUCAGAUCUCUUCUCCCGGCGCAUUUUGAAUGGGAAUUCUUCGAUGCCGACCACGAUUGUGAAGCUGCCGAGGGCGUGAGCGGCAUCUACCCAGGGCCGUACCUGAGCUUCUACAAUACCCCCUAUACAAAACAGGUCGAAGAUUCUCAUCAUUUUAUUGAUGAGAUGAUCGAACAAGAAGGGCCAUUUGACGCGAUAAUGGGGUUCAGUCAGGGAGCCGCAGUAGCCGCAUCAUACAUCCAAAAAGCCCAGACGACGGCUUCACUCGAGAGACCGCCAUUUCGAAUGGCUAUCUUCAUAUGCGGCAGUCUUCCGUUCUCAACUGAUAGAUUAGCCGGCGUCGACGUUACCAAGAUGUACGCUUCAGGCGGGGAUAUGCUCACUAGUGAUAUCGCGUAUUGGAAGUCGUUCGCUGGUCCCAAUGUACCCUUGGUCACACCUCAUAUCAACUGCGGACUAAAUGGAACACUUACGGAUCGCCAUCUGGACCCGGAUGAUACUGUCCGUCGCUACCACCCGGCUGUCGACACUCGUCGCAUCGAGAUCCCAACUGUCCACAUCUACGGAAGACAUGACCCUUAUCGGGCCCAGAGUAUAGAUUUGCAGGGGCUAUGUAGUCCCCAGCAGGGCCUUACCCUCUCCUAUGAACACCCCGGCGGACACAACAUCCCUAGUACGGAGGCAGUCUCAAGAGAGAUCACAAAUCUUAUUCGAAAGGCAGUGACGAGGAGUGAAUUUAUGUUUUAG
Messenger RNA from Penicillium salamii, 813 nucleotides. Lineage: Eukaryota; Fungi; Ascomycota; Eurotiomycetes; Eurotiales; Aspergillaceae. The record is from the annotation of a GenBank genome assembly.